AAAAAGGGGGAGGUGUGUGUGCAGAGUUGUAGGGACUGAAAUGGGGCAGUACACACCCUCUCUGCUUCACUCAGCCAGACCCACCGGAGUACAGGUGAGCAGCAAACAAGAAAGGAGUCGUGGGAUCCCAUCUGCCGCUACAAAACUCUGCAGAUUCUUGUCACCUGCAGAGUGUUAGGCUUAUCUUCACGGGAUUUUUCUGGGGAGUGAGUGAACAUGGAGAGUGAUUAAAGAGCAGGCACCAGCAGAUUAAGCAGUUUUUUCAACUGACUGGUUGAACAAACAGAACUCACUCAUCAAAUCUUUUUCUACAUGGAUCAGAAGUGAAGCUGUUGACCACAGAAUUACUGAAGUUCACCACCACUCCAUUGCUGUAUCGUGCUGAUGCAUUUCAGUAUUAUUCAAGGUUACCACUAAAAGAAAUAAAAAGUUUGCCUUGCCGUCGCGGUUUCCUGAAAAAAGCAGAAGAAAGGAAUUGAUUAUCCUGCUUUCAGAGACUGUAUCUGGCUUUAAUGUAUGAGAAAUAACACAGGAUCCUGGAAUAAAGGAACUCUAAUUGAAUGCUUUUGAACACUGAAUAGAAACCAGUCGCUGGAAUGACCUUUCCAGAGUGAAAUGUUAUUCCACACAUGCACCUAACAGCAGGAAGUUACCAUAUACACACAGUUCCCCUUCAUGUCACCAUAGAGUUAUGGUCUCCGAGAUAAAGGGCAGAUCCUUUUCUCCGAAAGAAAAGUAAUCUGCGGGCAGGAGGUUGGGAUGCAGACAGAAAGCAUGUUUUGGUGACCAAAAUAGAAGAGGAGGAAGAGCAACAUCUGGGAAAGAAAGGAGUAUUAGAGAGAUGCGCAAAGAGAAAACUGGACUAUUUCUCAGCACUCCUUGCCAGGUUUUCAACAGAGCACAACAAACUUGUGCAAUUUUCGUGGCGUUUGUCCAUGGGAACUCAUCCAAGACACAUUGGAGCUGACCCUCCUGGGAGGUCCUGCUAGACAGAGAGCAACAUUUCAGGAAGACCAAAGCAAUAGCACACUUCUUCCAUCAAAAUUUCAACCGACUACGGGACAACAUUUGAAAGGAUUAUUGCUGAAAAGGAGCCACGACCGGAAGCAACAACCUGGAAAGCAGAGCUGCAACUUUUCAGUUUUUUGCGUGUUUUCUUUUAAGCUUAUUCACUGUCUGCCAGUAAGGAGUAAAACUUCAAUCUUUCAACCGGACUGACGGCUUCAUCUUAGCAGGACAGACUGAAACAGAAGUGUUCUUUUGUGAGCAGCAAUGGAGAAAGGACAUAUGUCUGUCAGGAGAGGGGUGAGCUGGAGUCCUGGAGGAUUGAGAAAGCCUCUCCAGCUCACGCAAGACGUGCACAACCCUGAGACAGACUACAAUGCAUCAUGGGAAAAGACGGGACUCAACAAAGAGCACAUGAGCCGGAAAACAAAUCUGACCAGGAGUGCCAGUUUAUCAGAGAAGGAGCUUAAGGAGGCUCGUGUCAGGAGUCAGAUCAUCGCCGCUCAGCUCACCAUCCCUUCCAACUCAAGCUCCAGAGGCGUGCAGCUCUUCAACCGCCGCAAGCAGAGAGUCAAUGCCUUCACGCUUCAAAGUUGUGGAAAGGGAUCAGAGGAAGAUAAAGUUGAAGAUGUGAACAGCAACUCCUUGUCCAACAAACUAACAUGGGCAGAGAAGAGCAGUGAGGAAAAGGACAGAGACUUGAACUUGAAGAAUAGUGCUACCAAGCCACUCUUCUCAAGGGUACAUACAGUAGAUGAUAUCAUGGAUGCACCAGGUAGAGAUUUCCACAAAGAGGAAGAUGCGGAGGGCAAUGUGAUCCAGGAGAGACAUUUCCUCCCUGUCAGGGAAGAGCAGGAGGAAGAGAUAAGAGAUGAAAUCCACGAGGAGCUAGCGGACAAUGUCAAGCAUGAGAUUCCCCCAGGAGGUAAUCACGCUGAUCCAGUUGUGAUGGGACAUGCUGAAGGGGAAGCAGAGAUAAAUGGGAGCCACACAGGGCCAGUUCCUGCCGCAAAGUUUCUUAAUGGCUGUCACAGUACCUCUGGACCUGAGAGAGCAUCUUUAGCCACAUCCAAGCAGUCGGCCACCAUCAUGAACAGAACUGCCAGACCGUUUUUCUCACCACCAACAGUGCGAUCCCCAGAGGCAGGCAGUCCUGUCAUGGACAUCCCCCCUCCUCCUUCAUACUCCACUCCUCCUCUACCUGCUUUCACUGUCCCCCAACCAAUCGUGGCCUCACCUCCACCUCCGCCUCCGCCUCCCUCAUAUCCUACACCUCCUCUACCAGCAUUCACAAACCAACCCCCUCAGACCCACUACUCCAAUCCACCUACGAUGUCUCCUGUCAUGUCCCCUUCCUCUCCUCCACCACCACAUUUCCCUAGUUCUCAGUACCCACCUAUGCUACAUUAUGGUCCUCCCACAGCCCCAAAGCCCUCUGUCUGUAUUGCUCCCACUGCUGGAGAGAGAAAAGUGGUAACACCAAUCAAAACAGGAGUACUGGAGGAGAGUGCUGCCAGGAGGGCAAAUAAAAAGUCAAUGUUCACAUUUAAAGAGAAGCCAGUCAUAGCUCCAAACCCUGAGCUGCUCUCUUUGGUGCAGGGGGCAGAUGAAAGGAAGAAACAUGGACUCAGGUCUGUGCCUGAGCCACAAUCUGAAGAAGAGCUACUGGCUCUGGGUGCAGAGGCAUCCAACUUUCUCGCCAAAGAAGAGAUCCAGGCAGAAGGAGCAAGAGCUCCAGAGUGGGCUUCUUCUCUGAAGAGCUCGAGGACCCGACCAAGGGCAGAGCACCGGCCAGAGCAGACCCUCACCAAUGUGUCAGGAAAAGGGGCUGAGCUGUUUGCCAAGCGUCAGUCCAGGAUGGAAAAAUAUGUUGUUGAAAAUCAGAAUCCGGGACAAAUUAGGUCUCCUUCUCCCACAAUGUCUCUGCCACCAUCCUGGGUCUAUCCAUCAAACAUGCCUGGCAGGGUCAAGGCCAUUGCUAAAAACUCUGACAUCAGUGCUCAGCUUUCACAGAAUCUAAAGGCCCAACAAACAGUCAAACAAAAACCGAGGCCAAAAGCUGCAGCACCAGAGCCAGUUCCAGAGCCGCCUCCUUUAGAGAACGGAUGCUCCAAGAUUGAGAUGGACUUGUCGAGGCACCGCCCAUACCAGCUUAACUCUUCCCUCUUCAUCCUUAACCCGAUCAAGGACCCCAUUAGUACUCUUCCCAGAGGAGCACCACAGGCCAAGAACCUAAUGGGCUCCCAAACCUUCUCCAGACAGACUUCCUUACCUACCAGCUCACCCUCUCACUUCCAGUGCAUGUCUCCUCAGCUGCCUCUCAGUCCCACUGGAGGAACAGAGUAUUCAUCCAGUCCAGUCCCUGGACAUCCAAAGAUCAGUCCUUCAAUGUCGGCCCUUUCCCCACAGAGAGUGUCCUCUCCUCGGUCAGGAGUACAAGCACCGAGACCCACAUUUUCUGCCAAGAAGGCAGGGAUUGCCCCACAGACACCAACGGAGUACUCACCUGCUGAAAUUCCCAAUGAGACACCAACACCAACCAGGACCCCCACCCUGGCCAGACGUUUUAGCAGCCCAGCAGGCCCCUCCACAGGAACCUGGACAUCCAGCCACCAAUCCGGCCACCCCUCCACCACCAUCUCAAGCUCCAUCCGAUCAGUCACUUCUCCUGUAUCCUCUCCAAGUAGUACCAGAUGCCAGUCCCCUAUGGCAGGUCAAAAUAUCCCCUUUUCCACUGUAACCUCCACAUCCACCUCCAUAUCCAGACCCUCCCAAACAGCUACAGUCACCUCUCCAUGUUCUCCUCCAUGGGGUUCACGAAGUCAAUCCCCAAUGGUUGGCCAGUCCUCCUCUAUUUCCUCCUCUUCUGCUUUUAAACCUUCCCAAAUUUCUAAAACUUCCUCUCCUCUUUCUCCUCCUUGGGGUGUAAGAAGCCAGUCCCCAGUGGUGACACAGAAUAACAAGUCCUCCACUUCUGCCUCCUUUUCUACAUCCAGACCUUCCCGCACAUCUACAACCACGUCCCCAUGUUCUCCUUGGGGAUCAAGAUGCCAGUCCCCAGUGGUGAGCCACAAAACUCAGUCUUCCACCCUUUCUUCCAUUCCUACAUCCCCACCAUCUCAAAUUUCUACAGCUACUUCUCCUCCUUGGGGAUCAAGAUGUCAAUCUCCAUUGGUGAGCCAAAAUACCCGGUCCUCCAGUGCCUUUAUUUCUACAUCCAGGCCUUCCCAAACAUCUACAGCCACAUCUCCUGUCUCUCCUCCAUGGGGUUCACGUUCCCAGUCUCCCGCCCCCUUUCAAACCAGUUUGUCCUUCCCUGCCACCAAACCUCUGUACACAUCCUCUGCCACCUCUCCUGUUCUCCAACCUAAGGACAGUCGCUGCAUGUCCCCCAUUGUUAAUAACCUGGACUCCAAAGCCAACCAUCGCCUCCUAGCCAAGAACAUCAUCAAUGCAGCCAAACGUAAAAACAGCCCCUCCCCUGGUGCACUCAGUGGCCACAACCUCCCCAUCUCCCCUCUGGGAAAUUCCCACCACGGCUAUGACUGUCACAAACCACCCAUCAGCCCAUUCCAGCCGCGGGCUCUGGGCUCCCAGUCCCCAACUUUUACCAGCCCUCCUCCCACUCCAACUCAGAGAAUCUGCUCACCUGUGAGGCUCUAUAACACUCGCUCCCUAACAGACUCUGAUGCCUCUGUGGAGUCUGAGGAUUCGGGCCUUCGUUCACCUGGCCUGCACUCGUACAACACCUGCCCACGUGGUUGGGGAGGUAGCCUGAGGGUGAAGAGAAGCACCGUCUCCACUGACCUGUGAGGGUGUCACUGAAUGUUAAUUAAAGCAUUAAUUCAGUUUCAUGGACUUUUGUGGCAUUGGAUGGCUCAGUAAAAGACUUUCUGAUGAAGUUUCAUCAGAUUAACAUUACACAAGUUAUAUUUCUGUGCCUUUGAUUGCUGAUUCUAGACAACGGUAAAUAUUGUAUCAAGGUAGUUUUAGUAUUUUAUAUAACUCGCAUUCAUAGUAAGGACUGACAAGAACAAGCUUUUUACAUAUUGCAUUUUGCUGGCUUGUACGCUUCUUACAUACCAAAAAAGCAAAGACUCGAAAUAACCAAAGAUAUUUGAAUUCACUUUAAAAAAAUAUUACACUUUUUACACUUUCUUCCUCACAAACAUACCUUCACAAUCACUAUUACAGUUAAAUAUUGUUCAGUGAAGAAUCACUUUUAAAUGCUAUGAAUGAAUUUUUAUAUUUGCUGGUCAGACGCAAGUCAAAAUGGGAAGAUAUUUUAACAUUUUAAGACAUACAAGGGACACAUGGAAUAUGUAAAUAUAUAGCUCAAUGGACUGUACAAUGCUUUGGCUUAUUGUAUUGUGUUAGUUAGUGAUCAAAUGCAACUAUACAGUGAAUUAAGUACUCGGUAUAAUGUUUUUCCAUAAUUUUUCAUCACACAAACACAGUGGUAGAUAGGACACAUGCUAUUCAUGUUAUCACGAAAGGUUUACCAGUGUACACUAAAUCAUAUGUAUAAUUGUCUCAGUGCAAUAAUCAUUUUACCGCAGUGUACAUAUGUUGCUCAGAAUACUGAAUUUGUUCAGAUGAAUGUAUGCUUUACAGACAGACUGACAAAGAAUGACAGAACAAAGGGAGUGUUGAAGGGGAAGAGUUAAGUGAAGGUGAAAUAGGGCAUUGCCAGAUUUGUUCCAUCAAACACUGUUUCCAUGUUUCAGGAGAAAGACGUCAAAGUUGUUGUUCUGCAUUUGUGGACCAUGAAUAGUCUUUUUUCAUAUCUUUCCAGACGAACUGAUUCAAAUGUGUUGUACAAAGUGUCUGUGUGGAUGAAGUUGUUUGUCACACAAGCAAAGAAGGUGUAAGAUGUUGUGGAAAAAAGGUUGGAAGAAUGUUGCAUGUUGUAAAGUGUCUGUUAGAAGAAGAUUGGUGAAGUGAUAUGUGUUUCAAAUACAUGCAAAACUCCAAUGUACAUUCUGUUUAACUUCUAAAAUUUCUUUUUAUACUUGAUUUGCACUUCUGCUCAUUCCAUUUCAAUGGCUAAAACGGCAUUGUUUAAAACUUGAUUUGCUUAAACAGGUGUCAUUCACAUUUAAUGUGUAAAAUACAUUGAUUACUGUAAAAACAACAUUACAUCAGCCCUGUGUAAUGCAACAUGUUCAAAUGAUGAUGGCAAUUAGCUGCAAAUGUACACCCCCUGUCAAAAGUUUUAGGACACUUUCUCAUUCAAAAAAAAUAGAAAGUGUCUUAAAACUUUUGACAGGGGGUGUAUGUGCUGCCAGAACUAGCUCUCUGUUUCAAGUCAGGAACCAUUUAAAACCAUUCCCACCUUAGCCCAGUUCUGUUCCAGCACAACAGAUCAUCCCUUCGCUCCCUGACUCGCCGGCCAAAAGCAUCAGCACAUUUUUAAUAUUUACUCGGUGCGUCUUUUGAGUGACAGGGACUCCUGCUACAUGGUGACCUGGUUCCUUCUGUAGGAUUGCCAAUAUCACUGUCAUGAUUCGGUUUCAACCCUGGUUACCUCUGGACAGACUCAAACAGAGAAAAGAAUCAUUACAUUUUUGAGUUUGCAAGCAGGUGUUUCUGGUUCUGUGAUUACAUGCUGCCCUCGCAUUAAUACAGCUCAUGUUGCAUUUUGUAACGGUAUGAUUUCUGAAUGAAUCAAUGCAAAAUAAAAGACGACACACCAAAUUGAA
This is a messenger RNA of Acanthochromis polyacanthus (spiny chromis), 6707 nucleotides long. Its product is annotated as synaptopodin. Gene Ontology annotation, molecular function: actin binding. Gene Ontology annotation, biological process: positive regulation of actin filament bundle assembly. Bases 1273 to 4818 code for a protein of 1181 amino acids. Lineage: Eukaryota; Metazoa; Chordata; Actinopteri; Pomacentridae. Gene Ontology annotation, cellular component: Z disc; actin cytoskeleton; nucleus. The record is from RefSeq and is a predicted model, not a curated record. The transcript is spliced from 4 exons.